ACUAAUGAAUGAAUACGCAUUUUAAAAUUAAAUACCCAGUGUGUUGCGCAUACCACGUGGUUGCGAUAUUGUAUUGUACACUGUGCCUGAUACGAUACGUCAAAAAAUUUUUGUUUGGAAAAGAUGGGAAAAACGUGUCCACAUUUAGUGUUUGAAAUAUUUACAAAUUUCAUCUAAUGUACUUAUUAAUUUAUUAGUGAUAAAUAAAUUAAAAUUAAAGUCUAUUGGGUUUUCAUUCAUUAUAUAGAGAAUAGAGUUCUAUGUAACCUCUGUGGCAAUUAUGGAAAUAAAUCCUUUGAGUAUAAUUCUUGUAAAAAGUGAUAGCAAAGGUGAUAGACUGUUGUUUCGAUAUCCACAUACGACAAAGCAUACACGAGAUUCUAAUCAAUAUACUAAAAAGAGAAAUCCGUAUUCUCUCACUAUUACAGAAGACCUAUUACAGUCUUUACCUUUUCCAACUUCUAAUAUAAGUAAUGGAAACUUAACUGGAGUGAAUGAUGAAGUAUUAUCAACAUUAUUUGCUGUUAAACCUGAAUUAUGCGAACAAAAGUUUGAGCUAAAAGUAAAUGAUGUUCGUUUCGUUGGACAUCCGACUUUAGUUCCAUCUCAUGGAUUAAAAGAAGUCAAUUCUUCUAUGCUAUUUAAUAUAGUCUUUGCUCUUCAAGCACAAGCGAGUCAUUCUAUAGUAAAAUGUUAUUACGAUUUGAGUAGAAGACUUGGAAUAGCUUUAAGACAUGAAGAAAGGAGAUGUGGAUUUUUAACAGAAGAAAUUAAAAUUAUGGUCUCUACUCAUGAUGAAAUUGCUACUAGAUCUGAAGGUGAAAGUGAUUGUGAUGAAUCACCAUAUGAAUUAAUUUUACAAAGAAGUUCACUUGCACGUGAUUUGAAAUCUGUAUUUAGUAGUCUUAGUACUUCUGGUAUAAUUAAUAUUAUGAUUAAUAAAUGGAUUCAAGUGCGUUUUUGUCUUCCACAAAAAGUUCAUCAAUCUCAUGAGAAGGGAUUUGUUAUUAAUCCAGAAAUAAUAGACAGAUGUUUAAAUAGUUUAAGACCUUAUCAUGGCUUAUUGUUGCUCAUUGAACGUUUAGAUUUAUUGGAUUCACUUCCAAUAGACUCUUCUCCAGCUCUUAAACGUUUAAUUCAAAUGUAUAGUCCUUUGAAAAAUUUACAAACUUUGGCUGCUGAUUCUGAUUUGACACUUACUCAAGUUUUCCAAUUAACUGGUCAUUUAGUGUAUUGGGCUAAAGCCACCAUAAUUUAUCCACUUUGUGAAAGUAAUGUUUAUGUUGUUUCUCCAGACGCUAUUAUUACAAAUCAAUUAUUAGAAGUAUUUUCUGAAGAAUUUCCUGGAUUCUGCCUUUUGCAAGUUCUUAGUGAUUUUUCAUUACCAACAUCCAUAAGUCAAAAAUUAAAUCCAUUGAAUCAAUUGCAACAACAAACACAAUUAGUGAAAAUAAUAAUAUGGUUGUUAAAGAACCAUUUACUUCUACAAUUACAUACUUAUGUGCAAUACAUGCCAAUGGUGCAUGGUAGAGUAUUGGAUGUGAAGGAUGAAAUGAAUCAUAAUUUGAAUGAGAUUAUAGAUAGUAACAACACAUGGAAUUUAAGUGAAAUUUCGAAAGGAUCCUCGGUAGAUAUGGCAGAGGAAUUAUCAAUAUCUUUUCGCAAAGAAACUGAAAUAUAUAAUUAUCAGUCAGAAGAUUAUGAUAUUCCUUCUGAUGAUAGAAAAUUGUUAGAUAGACUAUGUCGUCUUGGUUAUUUUAAUGGAGAUCAUCAUUUGGAAGAGAUUAUGUAUUUAGAAAAUAUUCGUAGAUCGCAAUUGCUCCAAAUCCUGGAUAAAUUUCGAGAUGUAUUGAUCACGUGUGAAUGCGAAGAUCCUGCUAUUGCUCUGUUUUAUAGUCAGUUUAGUUCUUAAUAGUAUCGUAUAAUUAUUAUUGAUUACAAAAAUUAUAAUAUGUGUAAACAUACAAUAACUGUCGUAAAAAAUGUAAACGUUUAAAUGAAAAUUCGAUUUAAAAUCGAAUUGAAGACAUUUGUAAUUAUGAUGUGUAACAUUUUGUUUUAUUUAUUAAUCUUCUAAAUGUAACAAUGAACAAAAAUGACAAGGAUCAUUGAUUCUAAUUCUAAAGUGUCAACUAAAAUGCCACUAAAAACGGUUUUUAUAAUAAAAAUAUGUAUUACAAAAAUUUAUCAUAUUUAUAAC
Megachile rotundata (alfalfa leafcutting bee) is the source of this 2200-nucleotide messenger RNA. It is a transcript of the gene Nprl3, whose product is annotated as GATOR complex protein Nprl3. The record is from RefSeq and is a predicted model, not a curated record. Gene Ontology annotation, cellular component: GATOR1 complex. Gene Ontology annotation, biological process: TORC1 signaling; positive regulation of autophagy; cellular response to amino acid starvation. NCBI's taxonomy places the organism in Eukaryota, Metazoa, Arthropoda, Insecta, Hymenoptera, Megachilidae.